UCAACCGCUACGCAGGACUAGGCCAAGGCUUGGACGGAGGGAGAGGCAUCUUGUGCCCAGAGCCAUGGACUACCAGCAGAAACUGGCUGAAAAACUCACCAUCCUCAAUGAGAGAGGAAAUGGGGUGCUGAUACGAAUGAACUACAUUAAGAAGACAUGUGGAGAUCCCAAACUGCGGCCCUCCUUCCUGACAGAUAAGGCCAUGGAAUCUGCCAUCAAGUAUAUCAACAAGAAAUUCCCCAACAUCGACUACAGGGGAAACAUUCAAAAUCUGACCAGCAUCCAGCGACAGAAAUCAGAAGUGCUGUCCAACACAACGAGCUACUACGAAUCGUUCCUGGAUGUCAUUGAAUUCAGGUACUGCUCUUAUCAUGCCUAUACUGAAUGUGACCCUUACAGUGACCCCUCCUACCCUCGGCUGGGCCAGAUGUUUCUGGAGUAUGAUCAUCCCUGGAAGAAGCUCACGGAGGAGUUUGGCCCUCAUACAAAGGCUGUGACAACAGCAUUGCUUUCGCUGAAGAUGGUCUACCCACGGAGGAACCUGCCAGCAGAGCAGUGGCGAAGCGCCCAGCUCCUCAGCCUGCUCAGCGCUCCAGCUGCCAUGCUGGACUCAGCCUGUUGUGACACUAUGGCGUGCGAAUACCUGUCUAUGGAGACAAUGGAGCGUUGGAUUAUUAUUGGCUUCCUGCUGUGCCACAGCAGCCUGAAUUCAAACCAAGCCUCCCAGGAGCUGUGGAAGAUGGGCCUGCGAAGCGGCAUCUACCUGACCCUCACCAGAGAUGAAGUCCUCAACAUACACAAAGUGUCAGAGGACCUCUUCGACAACAUUAAAGGAUACAGCAAACGAAUCGCAGACAUCAAGGAAUGCCGUGAGCAUGUUUUAGUCAAUGGCGGGGCCAUGCACAGAGAGAGGCGGCAUUUCCUCAGAGGGGCAUUGAAGGAAUUAUGUAAAGUUCUGGAGGAUGAGCCUGGACUUCUGGGACCUAAGGCGCUGUUUGUCUUCAUGGCUCUUUCAUUUUCCCGUGACGAGAUCCUUUGGCUCGUCAGACACUCUGAGAAUAUGCCAAAGUUAAAGGUUCCCGAGGACUACAUUGACAAUCAGCUGGCUGAGUUGCUGUACUACAUGGAGAAAUUAAGAGGUCUAAUGAGAAAGUACAACAACGUAGUUCAGCGUUACCAUGUUCAGUACCUGGCACAGUUUGAUGCCUUAGUUCUCAACGACACCAUACAGAACAUGUACGUGUGUCCAGAGGAGGAGUCAGUCCUAAUGAGCUCGUUUGUUUCAACUCUCUCUGGUCUCUCAGUCAAACAAGUGGACAACAAAGAGGAGUUUGACUUCAGGGCUCUUAGAUUGGACUGGCUAAGAUUACAGGCCUACACAAGUGUGAAUAAGGCCCCCCUUCCGCUAAAGGACUAUCCCGACUUGGCGAAAGUGAUGAACUUGACGCAGUUUCACACGAAGAUGGUGGACGCUGUAGAAGAAAUGCUGUAUGAGACAUCUGAGCUGUCCAUCUUCUGCUUCUACCCUCGUGUCUUUGAGAAGAUGUUUACCCAGAGCAGCGAGGAGGCGACCAUGAAGCGUUACCUCAUGGCCUUCCCUUUGGUCUGUUCUCACUUCAGUCAGAGUGGAGACCCUCUCUGCCCAGAAGAGGUAGAGGCAAUGGAGAAGAGAAGUCUGCGCCUGUGUGUCACCUUCUUGGAGCAGAUAGCCAAGCAGACCAGCACUGUUGUGUUAGAGAUAUGUGCUGAGCAGCGCAACCUCUGCGAUCAGCUGCUGCCAAAGCACUGCGCGGAGACCAUCAGCGCUGCCCGAUACAGAAAGCAAAAAAAGCAGAUGCCAAAAAAAGGAGAGGUCCAAAAAGAAAAGCCAGGCGCUGAGAGCCUCAGGAAAGACAGGACGGUCGCUAACAACAUGGACAAGCUGCACCUGAUGCUGACAGAGCUCUGCUCCUGCUACAGUCUUUGCGGUGACUUUGUUGUUUUCGACCACAUCGUCGUCCCUACAGAGUUCCUCAUAUCUCAACUUGAGACGCGUCUUUCUGAAAUCAUCGUGAGAAUGACCAAUUACAACCAGACCACCCAGGAGAUUACCCGUCCCUCUGACCUCCUGGCAGGGAUAGGAGCCUAUGUAGCCAAUCUGCACAGCCUCUCGUGCUACAUCAACGUGGACGUCACCCGGCUGGUGAAGAGCGUACUGCUGCAGCAAACUCAGCCGCUCGACUCCCACGGAGGGCAGACUAUUACAACUCUCUACACAAACUGGUUCCUCGAGAGUCUUCUGCGCCAGGCUAGCAACUCCCUCAUCGUCCACUGUCCUACGCUGCACUGCUUUAUGAGCCAGGUUACUGACACUGAACCAAGUUUCAGAGCAGAGGAGUUCUCAGAUAUAUCAGGUGGAGAGAACGUGCUGAAGAGGAUGACCAUCAUCGGUGUGAUUCUGUCCUUCAGAGCCAUGGUCCAGGAAUGCCUGAAAGAUAUCCUGCAUAAGCACUGCCCCUACCUGACGGGACCCAUUCAGUGCCUGAGAGACUUCAGCAACCCCGAAGCUGACAUCCAGGUAACUCUGAGCAUAUAUGAGCUGGCUUCUGCUGCAGGGCUACCAUGUGAUAUCGAUCCUAGCCUCGUUGCAGCUAUUCGCAGCAUGCAGACAGAUAACACAUCCCCUGACGAGGAGCACAAGCUGUCCCGUUUGUUACUCGUCUACAUCGCCGUGUCCCUGCCCCUAUUAGCCCUCGACCCCAACUCGUUCUACAACCGAGAACACGGAGGCCACAACAACAACAUCCACUGUUUAGCUAGAGCUAUCAACCAGCUGGCUGCUGCCAUGUUCACCAUCCAGAACAAGAACAUCGAGCAGCAGCUCAAAGAGUUUCUCCUGCUGGCCUCGUCCACGCUGCUUCAGUUGGGACAAAACGUGGAGAGAAUGGAGAUCAAAAACCGAGAGUCCAUCUACCUGCUCCUGCACAUGAUCGUGGAGGAGUCUCCGUUCUUGAGCCAAGACAUGCUGGAGAGCUGCUUCCCGUACGUUCUCCUCCGAAAUGCCUACAGGGAGGUGUACAAGUCCUUCAUUGUGACUCUGGGCUGAAGAUCUUGUUAAAAAUACUUUUCUUUUAACAUUUAUUCAGAUUAAUUUAAUAUGUGCUGUACUUUUUUUGACAAUAUCAGUGUUAUAGCGCUCAGUUUACAUAAUAACCUUUUAAAAAAUCAUUUUGUAACAUCCAGUAUUAUACUUUAGAUACAUCAUGAGUACAAUAAUAUAUGUUUUUAAAAUGUAACCCCAUCCAUAUACAUAAAUCAUUGCAUACAUAGAUGCUGUAUAACAUUGUUUCUAACAACCUUUCCAUGAAUAAAGAGACAAUAAUACGCUUUUUGCCCUUUUAUUUCCAGUCUGUCCUUCAUCCUCACUUGC
This is a messenger RNA of Neolamprologus brichardi, 3409 nucleotides long. NCBI's taxonomy places the organism in Eukaryota, Metazoa, Chordata, Actinopteri, Cichliformes, Cichlidae. The record is from RefSeq and is a predicted model, not a curated record.